Molecule: messenger RNA, 3148 nt
Organism: Saprolegnia parasitica CBS 223.65
Lineage: Eukaryota; Oomycota; Saprolegniomycetes; Saprolegniales; Saprolegniaceae
Exons: 2
Coding region: 11-3148 (1045 amino acids)
Biological process (GO): regulation of intracellular pH; proton export across plasma membrane
Cellular component (GO): plasma membrane
Molecular function (GO): ATP binding; ATP hydrolysis activity; P-type proton-exporting transporter activity
Source: RefSeq, a predicted model, not a curated record
CCUGCGCAGCAUGACCGGGUACUCGAACUUGGCGACGCCCAACGAUGCGAAAAACUACGUGAACGAGGCCGGCCAGAUCGAGUGGGGCGCGAUUCCGCUCAACGUGGCGCUUGACAAGCUCAAGGCGACGCGCGAAGGUCUCUCGUCCGACGAAGCCCAGAAGCGUCUCCUCGAGCACGGUCCAAACGCGCUGCCGAAGAACGAGGUCAACCGCCUCAUGGUCUUCCUCGGCUUCAUGUGGAACCCGCUCUCGUGGGCCAUGGAAGUUGCGGCCAUCUUGUCGCUCGUCUUGCUCGACUACCCGGACUUUGGUUUGAUUCUCGCGCUUCUAUUCUUGAAUGCGUGCAUCGGCUACUUUGAGGAAAUGCAAGCCGGCGACGCCGUCUCGGCGCUCAUGGGACAGCUCGCGCCCGAGUGCAAGGUCUUCCGUGACGGUGCCAUGAUCAACCUCCCGGCCGACGAGCUCGUCCCGGGCGAUGUCAUCCGCAUCCGUCUCGGUGAUGUGCUUCCGGCCGACGUCAAGUUUCUCGAAGGCGACUCGGUUAAGAUCGAUCAGUCCUCGCUUACGGGCGAGUCGCUCCCGGUGACCAAGAGCGAAGGCGACGAAGGCUACUCGGGCUCGAUCUGCAAACAGGGUGAAAUCGAAGCUGUCGUCACGAGCACGGGUGUCCACACGUUCCUCGGUCGCGCCGCCGAGCAGAUUGCCGGUGUCGAGUCCCACGGUCGUCUCCAGGAAGUCCUCACCACAGUCGGCAACUUUUGCAUGGUCUCGAUCAUCGUCUGGUGCAUCAUCGAGCUCGUCGUCCAGAUGGGCGCCCGCAAGGACGAGAACCCGUGUUUGAUCAUCACCGAUGGAUGCCUCGGUGUCGCCAACAUCCUCGUCUUGAUCGUCGGCGGCAUCCCCGUCGCCAUGCCUACGGUCUUGUCGGUCACGCUUGCGAUUGGUUCGUCCGCGCUUGCCAAGGAGAACGCCAUCGUCACACGCCUCACGUCGAUCGAGGAGAUGGCCUCGAUGGAGAUCCUCUGCUCGGACAAGACUGGUACGCUCACCCUGAACAAGCUCUCGGUGGACUUGAACAACCUCGUGCCGUACAACGACUACACGGGUGACGACAUUCUUCUCUACGGCGCCCUCUCGGCGCGUAUCGAGAACAACGAGGCCAUCGACGUCGUGUGCCACAACACGUACCCCGGCAACGCCACGAUGUGGGAGAAGUACACCUUGCUGCACUACACGCCGUUUGACCCGACGACGAAGCGCACGAUCGCCAAGAUCAAGGAUAACACGACGGGCAAAGUCUUCCGUGCCUGCAAGGGUGCGCCGCAAGUGUGCUUGGACAUGGACGACAACGCCGAGGCUCUCCGCGAAGAAGUCGAAGGUCGCAUCAAUGAGUACGCGUCGCGCGGCUACCGUGGUCUCGGUGUCUCGUUCUCGCACGGCGACGUCCCGAUGGAGGAAGCUUCGUGGAAGCUUGUCGGUAUCCUCCCGCUGUUUGACCCGCCACGCCACGAUACCGCCGAGACGGUCAAGCGCGCCAUCGAACUCGGCGUUGCCGUCAAGAUGGUCACGGCUUGGUAUGCCCACCAACAUCCUCGACACGUCUUUUUCAACAAGGCGCCGCCGCCGGGUGUCAACCUCGCGCAGAUGGUGUACGAGACGGACGGCUUUGCUCAAGUCUUCCCCGAACACAAGUUUGAGAUUGUGCGCCAGCUCCAGUCUCUCGACAAGAUUGUCGGCAUGACGGGCGACGGUGUCAACGAUGCGCCGGCGCUUGCACAAGCUGACAUCGGUAUCGCUGUCGAUGAUGCCACCGACGCUGCCCGCGCUGCCGCCGACAUUGUUCUUGUCUCGCCCGGUCUCUCGGUCAUCAUUACGGCCAUCCGCAUGUCGCGUGAGAUCUUCUUGCGCAUGAAGAACUACGCCAUGUACUCGAUCGCGAUGACGGUCCGUAUUGUCUUGACGUUUGGCCUGCUCACGGUGUGCUACAACUGGUACUUCCCCACGAUUCUCGUCGUCGUCUUGGCCAUCUUAAACGACGGCACGAUUUUGACGAUCUCCAAGGACAACGUGACGGCGUCGCGCACGCCCGACUCGUGGAAGCUCAAGCAGGUCUUCAUUUCAUCCAUUUGCUUUGGCAUCUGGCUUACGAUUUCGACGAUUGUCUUGGUCGGUGUCGCGUACAACACGUCCGCGUUCGAAGGCUUCAUCGACUCGGAGAACCUCUGUGUUGGCUGCAUCAAGGACUCGUGCAACUCGUACUUCACGGAGCGCAUCCAGACGUGCAUGAGGACGAACGACCCUGCGGCUUGCGGUGAGCUUGAUGGCUCGGUCUACAAGCCGUCGCUCAACCCUGCCAACUUGGAACUCCUCCAGAAAAACCGCAAGGACUACGUCGAAGGGUACAAAAAGAAGUACAACGCCGAGUCGAAGAACUCGAACUGGGGCAAGCUCUUUGAGCACCUCAAGGGCAGCCACAUCAACGACCUCGACCAUGAGCCGUCGGCCGAUGAAGUGUACCAGCAGUUCUACAAGCAGUACACGGCCGAGGCCAAGGAGCUCGACGAUGCGAUCAACGGCCGCGGCGUCGCAUUCGUCGGGCGCGGCUACAUCCCAUUGACCAACGGUGUCAGCUUCUGCGACUUCAUGUGGGACUACUCCAACUUCAACACGCGCUUCACGAAGAACCACAAGGCGAUCGGCCCCGGGAUGCAGAAGAAGGACGGUAUCCUCCGCUCCCUCGUCUACACGCAGGUCUCGAUCUCGGGCCAGGCGCUGAUCUUUGUCACGCGUACGGCAGGCAUCAACACGUGGUUCUUCGCCGAGAAGCCGUGCAACCUCCUCCUCAUCGCUUUCGUCUUUGCCCAAGUUGUGGCUUCGGUGAUCGGCUACUACGGCUUCAACGGCUACCCGUCUGACCGUAUCGCAGUCUUUGGCUGCGGCGGCGGCUACCUCGUGAUCGCUUGGAUCUGGUCGAUCGUGUGGCAUUUUCCCCUCGACUUGAUCAAGUUUGCCAUCAACUAUGCGCUGAGCGCCAACACGUAUACGUCGACAGCCUUCGACUCGCGCAUCAACGCAGGCCAUCCAUCUCAGGCCCAUGCGCGCGUGACGCAGCACGCUCGCUCGGUCCGCGCCUCGCGCACUGUGUAA